GAAUUGGAAUCCACACCAAGCAGAUCCGUGGAAGCUUCUACAUCAUUUGACGGUCAUGAUCAAGUUCAGAAUGCAACAUCGGUAGAUUCCCUCAAUUCUCUUUUAAUUCAAAUGGCAGGGAGCUGCAAAGUAGACUUAUUGAAAGACAAAAUACUACAGGGAUGGAAUUCUGGCGGGUGGAAUGAUUCUAACCUACCUGGUGAUCAGUAUCCGGACUGGUUUAUCUACAAGGGCGAAGGACGCUCAGUAAAUUUUAAGGCACCUCAAGUCAUAGGUUGUCACUUGAAAGCGAUGCUUCUGAAUGUUGUGUAUUCUUCUUCCAUGGAUAACACAAGGCCUCAAUUUCUCAUAAAUGUUCUGAUAAUUAACUACACGAAGGCUUAUGUUAAACAAUGUAAGGGAGACUCGGCAACUUUCCAUGAAGAUGCAGAAUGGCAAAGCAUCAUUUCAAGUGUUCAACCUGGUGAUCAGGUAGAGCUUAUUUUAAGUAUUGGGCCUCAAUUCCCUGUGAAGAAGAUUGCAGCAUACUUGAUCUAUGAUGGUUCUAAGCGUCGCAGGUUAUUGAAAUAAUUGUCGCAAAAACUGAUUUCGCUUUGUAAUAUAGCCUCAGUAUUUCUGAUGCAGCGGCAACUUUUAGAUAUGGAAAAUGACAAUUACGACCUUCUUAAGCAAGGUAAUGAUGCUUGAGGACCCAAAUUUAAAGCUGCCAAUUGCUACAGACUUAAAACAAGAUUUUUACAUUUCAACUAGAGCUUUUUGGUUCA
Messenger RNA from Neltuma alba, 764 nucleotides. RefSeq lists its product as uncharacterized. The coding region runs from base 112 to 570 and encodes 152 amino acids. NCBI's taxonomy places the organism in Eukaryota, Viridiplantae, Streptophyta, Magnoliopsida, Fabales, Fabaceae. The transcript is spliced from 2 exons. The record is from RefSeq and is a predicted model, not a curated record.